AUGGCUAUGGCAACAGCGAAAAUUAAACGAAUUUUGAAUUUUACGGGUUCAUUUGUUGCAGUAAUUGGGUCGUUGGUGGUUCUGAUCUUUCUACUCUUGACGUUUCCUGUAAAUCUGGUGCCGAAUAUUUCAACAACACAAAAAAAGGCGCGGCAUAAUUAUGACGAAUAUGAACAAGAUACCAUCGACUUCUGCACAAUCCUUUUCACCGGAAUAACAUCACACCUCACCAUUUACUGGAGCAUCUUCUACAAACAACCACGAAACACAAUCACCUAUUUUCAAGAUGGAAUCGCGUCCACACCAGCAACGCUUUUCAACAAAUUGCUUUCAUUCUACUGUCUCGCCACAUUCUACGCGAUACUGACAAGCUUUUUUGUCGAUCAUUCGAAAUGGUUUGCAGCGGUCGGAAUAUUUCAUAAUAGCUUGGAGUUUGCGAUUGUAUUGGUGAUGAAGGAUGGCGGACGAAUAAAGACGAAUUUGUUUUUCGUGUUUUUGUGGAUGCAUUCUUGGGUGGUAUUAUCUUUUGUAACUUUUUUGAAAUGGCCUUGGGAUGCCGUUUUGUUUAAAGGACAAGAAAUGAUUUUGGAUUCAAUGUUACUAAUAAUGUUCAUCAGAAUAUUACACAAAUCGUCAAAAAAGCAGAAAGAAGCCUUCAAAUCAAAUGAACUCCCGCGAACAGUUUCUCCAACGAUGAGUGAUAUUUUAAAAGUUAGAGAUAUAUCACCAUCAGCUUCAUCGCAAUCGCCGCCAUCACCACUUUUUCCAACGACACUUGAGCAUCCAAAACAACUAUGGAUACUGAUCUUGUCUUCGAUGCUGCAUCUUUUUGGGAAUUCAGCUGUGGUGGUGUUUUCUGAUCUGGGACCGGUGUAA
Ambispora gerdemannii is the source of this 876-nucleotide messenger RNA. Lineage: Eukaryota; Fungi; Glomeromycota; Glomeromycetes; Archaeosporales; Ambisporaceae. The record is from the annotation of a GenBank genome assembly.